Rubroshorea leprosula is the source of this 1440-nucleotide messenger RNA. The record is from the annotation of a GenBank genome assembly. Lineage: Eukaryota; Viridiplantae; Streptophyta; Magnoliopsida; Malvales; Dipterocarpaceae.
GUGUGGGAAUAAGAUAAAAGGGGGAUUAGGGGUAAUGGACCUGCGUAGGAAGAAUUGGGCUUUGCUAGGGAAAUGGUGGCAUAGAUUUGGAGAGGAUGUAGAGAGCUUAUGGAAACGAAUAGUAUCGGAGAAAUACUAUGGGGGCAAGAGGGAGGAGGUGGACAUUACAGCAGUUGGGAAUUGGAGAACAUCUAGAAUUUGGAGAGAUAUUAUUAGUGUAGGGGGUCGUUCUAGGAGGCUAAAAAAUAUGUUGGUGGAGGGGUUUAGGUGGGAAGUGGGAGAAGGGAAACGGGUAGGCUUUUGGAGAGAAUUGUGGGUCGGGUAUAAAAAUUUAAGGGAUUUAUUCCCAAGGUUGUAUGAAUUAUCUAAGAAUAAGUUGGGUAAUAUUAGUGAUAUGGGGGUAUGGGAGGGGGAAAAAUGGAGUUGGAAAAUGGAAUGGAGGAGAGGGAGAAUAGGACGAGAGAAGGAUGAGGAAGAGGUGUUGUGGGAGGUGUUGGAGAACUUUCAAUUAAAGAAGGGUGUGAAUGAUACUAGGAGGUGGAUUCAUGAUUUGGAGGGAAAAUACAUGGUGAAGAAGGCUUAUGAAUUUUUAGCUCCCACAGAGAGUAUCUUAGAGGACCAGUGGAGCAAGCUAAUUUGGUGUAGAUUGGUACCAUCCAAAGUGUCUUUCUUUGGGUGGAGAUUAUGCAUUGAUAGGUUACCAACUAAGAGGAAUAUUAUGAAAAGAAGGGUCUCUCGGCAGGAGGAGGAGUUAAUGUGUGGGUUGUGUUGUGACAUGGUUGAAGAAGCUAAUCAUUUAUUUUGUAUGUGUAAAGAACCCUGGAUUAUUUGGGUAGAGAUUCUACAAUGGUGGGGCAUGGAGACUGUUAUACCUAAUAAUAUUUUAGGAGUGGCAGAGAUUUUUGUACAAGAUGUGGGUAAGAUAAUUGGGAAGGAGAUGGGGGCUUGCAUAUCUCUUGUUGUAUCUUGGUACUUAUGGUAUUGGAGAAAUAGUAAGGUGUUUAAUAAUGGGAAUAACAUUAGAGGAAGACUAUUAGAAAUGAUUCAAGCCAAGUCAUUCUUCUGGAUCAAAAACAAGGUGCAAGGCUGUGUUUGUUCUUUUCAUGAGUGGAAAGUAAAUCCAGUUGGGUGUGCUCUAUCAAUGAGAAGAUAUAAAAGGGAGCUGAAGCUGUUUCGUAAACAGCAGAAAGGUUCGGCAACAGAGUAAGAGUGGAUGGGUGCGAGAUACUCCAUUGUGGUGCAGCAGUCUGGAAAGUCGUGAUAUUCAUGAAAUUGUUUGUAUGUCCAUUUUGUGUUUAAAAUGAUUAUUUUGAAUUUAUUCUGUAGAUUGGUUUGUGAAGCUUCAGUUGGUGUGGUUCUUUGUAAUAUCCUUGAUGAUACUAUAUUUGUAAUGGGUAGGAGUACCCCUUGUACUCCAUAAAAUAAAUUUAUCUUUGCUGA